Lotus japonicus is the source of this 615-nucleotide messenger RNA. RefSeq lists its product as uncharacterized. The coding region runs from base 113 to 460 and encodes 115 amino acids. NCBI's taxonomy places the organism in Eukaryota, Viridiplantae, Streptophyta, Magnoliopsida, Fabales, Fabaceae. The transcript has a single exon. The record is from RefSeq and is a predicted model, not a curated record.
GCUGCGUUACUCCAAGUUAUCUCCUCUCUUCUCACCAACCCUUUUCCUCUCACCUCUUCACACUUUGAAUACAUCUCUCAAAAUCUUGUCUUUCACAGAACAGGAUUCAGCCAUGUUGAGAUCCUUCACUACUCGGAGGUAUGAGAGACUGGGUAAAGAAACUGCUUCCAGUGCUCUUUUGCAAGAGGGGUUCAAGAGGAGCACAAGUUUGCCUUCUCGAGCAUCCAGUUCUGCCAGAAAAAUGGCUCAUGCAACAUUUGGAAACAUCAAUCUACAGAGAAACCCCACAAAGAAGGCUAAUAACAGUAGCAAGAGUACUCAUCCACUCUUCAGUUUCUUGGAUUUCAGAAGGAAAAAGAAAACAACUGCUAGGCCUGAAUUUACAAGGUACCUUGAGUAUCUCAAGGAAGGAGGCAUGUGGGAUUUGAAUUCCAAUAAACCUGUGAUCCAUUACAAAUGAUAACUUUCUUUUUGGUUUUAAUACAGAGUGUUAGUUAAUUGGUAUUCCUAUAAGAAUUUAGUCUUGGAUUCAAUUGUCAAGUUACUUUGAGGCUUUGAGCAACCUUUUUGUUUGUUAUCAAUCAUUAAUUUAAAUCAAUUGGAAAUAUUAUACAA